AGACAGGGCGGAAGCGGCAGUAACAUUGUAACAUUGUCAUGUCGGCGACAUUGUAACAUUGUAACAUUGUAACAUUGAAACAUUGUCAUGUCGGCGACAUUGUGCCACAACACGCUGAUCGCCGUGUUUGUUUGACUCUCCACCACACCACCGGGCAGCGAGACGGACAUCUUGUGGUGAGAAGUGUGGCAUCAUUGUCAGAGUGUUGAAGAAGAAGCAUGAAAGAGGAUUAUAUGUGAGAGGAGAGAAGGAGACUCCAUCCACGUGCCAUGUCUCUGGUUUUCCCCCGGCCGAACACCAACACAGUCCACGGCAAGAAGGAUAAGAGACUGAUGGCGGAGGUGAACGCGUCGCCACUCAAGCAUUUUGUCACAGCGAAGAAGAAGAUUAAUGGGAUCUUCGAGCAGUUAGGGGCCUACAUUAAGGAGAGUGCCUCCUUCCUGGAAGAUGCUCACAAAAAUGAAGAGCUGGACCCCGUUACCACAGAAGAGCAGGUCCAGGAGGUUCGGAGUUACCUGGCCAAGGUUGCUGGGAUUGGGGAAGUGCUCGCCAGGAGGCACAUGAAGGUGGUGUUCUUUGGGAGGACCAGUAAUGGGAAAAGCUCAGUGAUCAACGCCAUGCUGUGUGACAAGGUGCUGCCUUCGGGAAUCGGACACACCACCAACUGUUUCCUCAGGGUGGAGGGAACGGAUGGAAACGAGUCCUUUAUCCUGACUGAAGGCUCAGAGGAGAAGAAGAGCAUUAAGACGGUGAACCAACUGGCCCAUGCUCUCCACCAGCACGAGGACCUGGAUGCAGGCAGCUUGGUCUGUGUUAUGUGGCCCAAAGCCAAGUGUGCUUUGCUGAGGGAUGAUCUGGUCUUGUUGGACAGCCCAGGCAUUGACGUGACCACAGAACUGGACAGCUGGAUCGACAAGUUCUGCUUGGAUGCUGACGUGUUUGUUCUUGUGGCAAACUCGGAGUCCACGCUGAUGCAGACGGAGAAGUCGUUUUUUCACAAAGUCAACGAGCGGCUGUCCAGUCCCAACGUCUUCAUCCUUAACAACCGGUGGGACGCCUCCGCCUCAGAACCGGAAUACAUGGAUGAGGUGCGGAGGCAGCAUAUGGACCGUUGUUCCAAUUUCCUGGUCCACGAGCUGGGGGUCGUGGACCAAGCUCAGGCCAGCGACCGCAUCUUCUUUGUCUCGGCCAAGGAAGUUCUUCAGGCGCGUGUGCAGAGAGCUCAAGGAAUGCCUGAAACAGGUGGAGCUCUUGCUGAGGGAUUCCAAGCUAGAAUGUUUGAGUUUCAGAACUUUGAGAGGCGAUUUGAGGAGUGCAUCUCCCAGUCGGCGGUGAAGACCAAGUUUGAGCAGCACACAGUGCGUGCCAAGCAGAUCUCUGAAGCUUUGCGGCACAUCAUGGAUGCAGUGCACAUUGCUGCACAGGAGCAGAGGGUCUACUGCCUUGAGACCAAAGAAGACCGUCAGGAGCGACUGGAGUUUAUCGACAAGCAGCUGGACCUCCUGACUAUGGACUGUAAGACCAAGAUCAAGAAGAUCACAGAGGAGGUGGAGAGGCAGGUGUCUAAUUGCAUGGCCGAAGAAAUCCGGAAGCUCCAUGUUCUAGUAGAAGAUUUUCACAUGGACUUCCACCCAUCCUCAGUGGUCCUGAAAGUCUACAAGAAAGAACUCCACCGGCAUAUAGAAGAGUGUUUGGGCAAGAACAUGUCAGAGCGGUGCUCCACCAACAUCAGCGGCGCUCUUCAAAGCACACAGGCAGACAUGAUAGAGGGUCUGAAGCCUCUCCUUCCCAGCCCAGUCAGAGAGCAGGUGGACAAAGUGCUCCCUCGCCAGUGCUUCAGUCUGAGUUAUGACCUGGCGUGUGACAAGCUGUGCAGCGACUUCCAGGAGGACAUCAGCUUCCACUUCUCCUUGGGCUGGACCAUGCUGGUCAACCGCUUUCUAGGGGCCAAGAACACCCGGCGGGCCCUCAUGGGCUACAGUGAUCAGAUUCCUCGGUCCAUGGCACUGACCCCGGUCAGCACCAGUAUGCCUCCCUUCCCGCAAAACUCCAUGACCCAGGAGGAGCUGAUGGUCUCCAUGGUGACGGGGCUUGCCUCCCUGACGUCUCGCACCUCCAUGGGCGUCCUUGUAGUCGGUGGUGUGAUCUGGAAGGCCGUGGGCUGGCGUCUGAUCGCCUUGUCCGUGGGUCUCUACGGCCUCCUUUUUGUGUACGAGCGCCUCACCUGGACGACCCGGGCCAAGGAGCGUGCGUUCAAGAGACAGUUUGUGGAGUACGCCUGUGAGAAGCUGCAGCUCAUCGUCAGCUACACGGGCUCCAACUGCAGCCACCAAGUCCAGCAAGAGCUGGCCGGGGUGUUUGCUCAGCUCUGCCAGCAGGUGGACGUGACCCGGCAGAACCUGGAGGACGAGAUCACCGAGAUGAACGGCAAGAUUGAGCUGCUGGACGCCAUGCAGAGCAAAGCCAAGCUGCUGCGGAACAAAGCAGGCUGGCUGGACAGCGAGCUCAACAUGUUCACCCAGCAGUAUCUUCACCACAGCAAGUAACACCCACUCUUUGGCUCUAUAUUCCAUUUUAAUUGCAGUAUAUAAAGCAUCAGCUACGUUAAUUAGCUGGCAGACUACGUUUGAUGACUUGUGAGCAGCUUGGAACAUGACGGACUAAAGUUUCAUAUCAUAGGCCAGGAAUUAUUAGAUACAUGCAAAGGUUGAAGCUGAGGCAGGAAGGGACACACACACACACACACACACACACACAUACAUACACAUAGAAGAGGCAGGGAGGUACACACACACAUACAUAGAAAAGGCGGAAAGGGACACACACACACACACACACAUAGAAAUGGUAGGAAGAGACACAGAAAUAAUGCAGGAAGAGACACACACACACACACACAUACAUAGAGAAGGCAGGGAGGUACACACACAUACAUAGAAAAGGCAGAAAGGGACACACACACACACACACACAUAGAAAUGGUAGGAAGAGACACAGAAAUAAUGCAGGAAGAGACACACACACACAUACAUAGAGAAGGCAGGGAGGUACACACACAUACAUAGAAAAGGCAGAAAGGGACACACACACACACACACGCACACACAGAAGGCAGGGAGGUACACACACAUACAUAGAAAAGGCAGAAAGGGACACACACACACACACACACACAUAGAAAUGGUAGGAAGAGACACAGAAAUAAUGCAGGAAGAGACACACACACACACACACACACACACACACACACACACACACACACACACAUAGAGAAGGCAGGAAGGGACACACACACACACACACACACACACACACACACAUACGUUGAAAAGGCAGGAAGACACACACACACACACACACACACACACACACACACACACACACACUUCAUCCGUGCAUGUCUGAAUAUUCUCAAGAGAAAUGAAAGAAAAAUGGCAAAGCUGAGAAUAAUCAGAGAAAAUGUGUCUUUCUAUGCAACCAAUCUUUUUUUUUCUUUUAGUUAUAAAUCAUUUUUUGGGUUGUUUUGUAUUUAUUUGGACUGCAUGUUGUAUUUUUUUCGUUUUGCAAACAGUUUGCUUGGCUGCAUAUUUAUGGGCCGCAAAUUGCUUUUUGUUCGUGAAAAUAUUUUUGCGGGCACCAACCGUGUUUUUUCUUUAUUACAAAUAUUUAUUUUGGUUGAAAAUAUUUUUUCCGGUUUCACCCUCUUUUUUGGCUGCCCAUCUCUUUUGGGGUCACUAAUAAUUGUGCCGCAAAUAGUUUUUGUUUAAUUUUUUUGGGGUUGCAAAUUAUUGUUUUGAGUUAUAAAUAUUUUACUUUCUUUUUUUGAUUGCAUAUCUUUUUGCAAAACUUUCAAGGGUUAAAAAAAAAGUUUUGGACUACAAAUAAUUAUUUGGGCUGUAAAUCAUUCUUUUGGCUGCAAAUUGUUUAUUUGAUUACAAUUUUUUGGGGGCUGCAAAUAUUUAUUUUGCUCACAACUCAACUUCAGCCUUGUGGGCGGGGCCUCCUGAACAAUAUCUUAGAAGCCUUUUUAUUGGCCAAUCAGAUGAUGGCUGACUCGGGCCUACUUCCACCUUCUAAACAUUGGCAGGGAAAAGACCAAAGACUAAGUUUGAGUGACAAAUGAAAAGUCUUCUAACUACGCUGUCAAAAUAAGGAGUUAAGUCACGUGUUUGAUCACAAAGAAUUAUGACAUGAAUCAUGCUUGUAGCAGAUUAAUUUAUUUUGACCACACAUGCCACAAAGUUCACUUCAAAAUAAGCUCAGACAGAACUUUAUAGAUACAACUAUUACCAAGUUUGAAGCAAAUAAAUGACGUGAAUGUAAGUAAAACAUUUAGGAAAUGUGUGUAGAAAUAUUAAUGUAAUUCAAGAUGGAAUUCAUCUGUUAUUAAUUAUAAUUAAUCCAAAUUCACAAGUAUCAUUAAUCGGAUUUUCUUUUUAAUUAUUAGACAGCAGUCCUUCUAAAGUUGAAUUUAGUCAUAAACUGAACAUUAUUAUUUUUUUUUUUACAAACCCAAAAAAUUAAUUGCUAACCAAAACUGUUUUUGUAUGAACAUAUUUGGGGUGAUUUUAGUCUUUUUUUAUAUAAAUCUUUUUUUGUUUGUCAGCAUAAAAAGACACAUUUCCCUCCUUAUGAAUAUUUGAUUUUCCUAACAUUAAAGGAAGUGUCCGUAUGUUUGCCACAUACAGACAUCUGGCUACAAAUCACUGCAGACAGCUGAAACAUCUUCUUCUUUAGUACUCAACAACAAUGCAAACAUCUAAAAAUGUUGUCGCCUAUUGACUGAGAAAAACUAUGAUUUUGUAUGUAUAUAUAUUUAAGAAAACUAUUUCUCUUGUGUGUAAAGAUGAAAUAGAAUUGCACAGUUGACAAUUAAAGGAAGCGGCACUCUGACACCA
Nerophis ophidion (straightnose pipefish) is the source of this 4898-nucleotide messenger RNA. RefSeq names its product mitofusin 2 (gene mfn2). Gene Ontology annotation, biological process: mitochondrial fusion; mitochondrion localization. Gene Ontology annotation, molecular function: GTP binding; GTPase activity. The transcript is spliced from 18 exons. The record is from RefSeq and is a predicted model, not a curated record. NCBI's taxonomy places the organism in Eukaryota, Metazoa, Chordata, Actinopteri, Syngnathiformes, Syngnathidae. Gene Ontology annotation, cellular component: mitochondrial outer membrane. The coding region runs from base 270 to 2546 and encodes 758 amino acids.